Medioppia subpectinata is the source of this 1339-nucleotide messenger RNA. The record is from the annotation of a GenBank genome assembly. Lineage: Eukaryota; Metazoa; Arthropoda; Arachnida; Sarcoptiformes; Oppiidae.
GUGAGUUCAAGUCAUACCUGAGACACAGGUAUUGCAGUAUUAGUGCCAGAAUUGACUGUUGUUUCCCAAACUCUGUAAUACAGACUCUGUAUAUUGGGAUGAAAUAGCAUUGCGUUUGCAUUGAAUUCACUUUCAAAGUCUCAAACUCUCACUACAUAUUUGAAGAGACGGUUAAUUUGAUUACGUGUUUGUUUGAAGUGACGCACAAAUUAUCACAUUUUUUCUCUACCAUUUCCCUCAACAUCUCAUCCCAACAUCUUUUCCCACUAAUCUUCCACUCAAUUCAACUAUUUUUUGUGUUCAUUAAAUUUUUGGCAGAAGUUUAGCGAAAUAUAUUUUGAAAGAAGCGUUUUUUGAAGACAUAUGUUUGGUUUGUCGAUCGCUGUAUAAUUAGUGAUCAUUAAAACCCUUUAUAGUGAACACCGAUUAAAUACAGUGUCCUUAAAAUGCAAGGCGUUUCCAAGAGAAGACUGCAGACCAAAGCCUGUAUUGCGGGCGCAAAGACUUUCUUAAUGUUGUUUAACAUUAUUUUUUGGAUCGUAGGAAUAGUAUUGUUAAUAUCGGGAAUAUGGAUGAGAGCGUCGAUUGCCAAAGUGUUUGAAGUGUCCAAUUAUCACUUGGGUUUACCCACACUAUUCAUAGUGACCGGUCUGGCGAUGAUUGUGAUCGGAGUGUUCGCCUGUUGCUGUACUACUAAUGAAAAACCAACACUUCUUUUCACGCUCUCCAUCUUCUUCUUCAUUGUGUUUGUUAUGGUAUUUUCCGCUUCAAUAACGGGUUAUGUAUACAGAGAUAAUCUUAAAGAAAGUCUUCACAAUUCCCUUAACCAAACUUUACUCGAAUACGGAACCGGAGGUAUACUUGACAUGGAUUGGGAUCGGAUUCAACAGAAUUUGGAAUGCUGUGGAGUCGACGGCUUUAAAGACUGGAUUUACACGGAGUGGGCGAAUGAGAACCGAACCUUUCCAUACAGUUGUUGUAUUAAUAGCAAAACGUGUAACAAUUUAGAGCCCAAUCAAGUCUAUCCAAACGGCUGUUAUCAGGAAAUCUUGGAUCUCUUACAUAAUAACUUAAACGGCAUCGGAAUCGGAAUGCUUUUGGUUGCCUUCUUUCAGAUAAUCGGAAUGAGUUUAUCAUGUUGUUUGGCUCUCAACAUAAACAAAGCCCUAUACGAAGAGAUGUUGGAAUGAUUGUGAUCUCAUAUCAAACUAUUUUGUUAUGUUUUUUAUCAAAUACACUAAUAAUUAAUUUUUAAAUACAUUUUACAACAAAAAAUGCUCAAAAGUGGCACAAAAAGUAUUAUACGUUUAUUAAAAUUUUGAAUGAUUUUAUCGAAAAA